AGGCUAAAUUUGAGCCAGCAGUGGAAAAAAGUUUCUCUUUUAUCUGAGUCUUUCUACCUAAAUGCCACAAAGGACUGCCAAGCUUUUGUAAGAGACAGAGGGUUUCUAACAGCUCCUCUGAGCAAAGAGGAAAGAGACUUUCCAAUCACUUACUCUAUGGUUAUCCAUGAGAAGAUUGAGAUGUUUGAGAGGCUCCUGCGUGCUAUUUACACUCCUCAGAAUGUUUACUGUGUUCAUGUGGACCAGAAGUCACCUAAGAUCUUUUCUGAGGCUGUACAAGCUAUUGUGUCUUGUUUGCCAAAUGUGUUUGUGGCCAGUAAGUUAGAGAGUAUUGUCUAUGCCUCUUGGUCACGAGUUCAAGCAGACAUCAACUGCAUGGAGGACCUUCUCAAGUCUCCUGUCAAGUGGAGGUAUCUGCUCAACGCAUAUGGGGCAGAUUUUCCCUUAAAAACCAAUGCAGAGCUUGUUCGCUCCCUGAAAAAUCUCAAUGGAAAGAAUAGUAUGGAGUCAGAAGUCACACCCUCACACAAAAAAGCCCGCUGGGAGUACCAUCAUAACGUCACCAAUACUGUGACUCGAACAGGUAUUAAGAAGACCACUCCACCCAUCGGCACCCCUAUGUUCUCUGGGAAUGCAUACUUUGUUGUUACUAGAGAGUUUGUAGAAUAUAUCUUUAAGACUCCAGAGAUCCAGAACUUUAUGGAAUGGGAGAAGGACACGUACAGCCCAGAUGAGCACAUGUGGGCAACACUACAUAGGAUGCCUUUGGUGCCUGGCUCCAACCCCCCCAAUGAAAAAUAUGAUGAGUCGGACAUGCUGGCCAUAGCGAGGUUGGUCAAGUGGAGUUAUCAUGAAGGAAACAUGAAGAAUGGAGCACCACAUCCACCAUGCACUGGGACAUAUAGACAUGCAGUGUGUGUUUAUGGAGCAGGGGACCUGAACUGGAUUCUGAAGCAGAAAUAUCUCUUUGCUAACAAAUUUGACCCACAAGUGGAUGAUAUUGCUAUAAAAUGCAUGGAGGUUUUUUUACGGUACAAAUCAAUUUAUGGUCAGUCUUUACUUAGCAUAGGUAAAACAAAAAGAAUUCAAUAAUGCUGCUACACAUUUACAGAAUGUAUACCAGCUGUGUAAAUUUUUUCAAGUUUAUUCAAGAAAAUAUUCUAUUGUUCAAAGUUCGUGAACCUUAAUAUAGCGAAGUCAGUAAUAUUUGAAAUAAGUUUUAACAGUUAAAAGAUUUUAACACUAGUAAAACAGACAAACUUCA
Ictalurus furcatus (blue catfish) is the source of this 1264-nucleotide messenger RNA. Its product is annotated as beta-1,3-galactosyl-O-glycosyl-glycoprotein beta-1,6-N-acetylglucosaminyltransferase 3-like. Gene Ontology annotation, cellular component: membrane. The record is from RefSeq and is a predicted model, not a curated record. The annotation marks the transcript as partial. NCBI's taxonomy places the organism in Eukaryota, Metazoa, Chordata, Actinopteri, Siluriformes, Ictaluridae. The transcript has a single exon. Gene Ontology annotation, molecular function: acetylglucosaminyltransferase activity.